AAGCCCUUAAAUUGGGCUGCAUUUCUGAAGAAAGGGCGAGAACAACAACGCACUUCCUCUGGACCCAAACUGUUAGCCGAGCGUGUCUCCGCCUCGCCUGGUACCUAUCUCCCGCGCGUUGGAGAAAGCGGCUGUGACGCGACGGAAGUAAUUCCUUCCCGUGCCCCGGAACCCACGGGGGUAGGCAGCUGGGGUGGGGGGGCGGCCCUGAAUAGGGGCUGUGGCGGUACGUGGGGACACGGCUGUGGCGGCUGCGGGACUGGCCAGAAACUGCUGAAGUUCCUGUGGGAGCAAGUAGAAUUUUAUAAGAACAUAAUGGAUGGAGAAGAGAAAACCUAUGGUGGCUGUGAGGGCCCUGACGCAAUGUACGUCAAGUUAAUAUCUUCUGAUGGCCAUGAAUUUAUUGUAAAGAGAGAACACGCGUUAACUUCUGGAACAAUAAAGGCCAUGUUGAGUGGACCAGGUCAGUUUGCGGAGAACGAAACCAAUGAGGUCAAUUUUAGAGAGAUCCCUUCGCACGUGCUCUCGAAAGUGUGCAUGUACUUUACUUACAAGGUCCGCUACACCAACAGCUCCACCGAGAUUCCUGAAUUCCCAAUUGCACCCGAAAUUGCACUGGAACUGCUCAUGGCCGCGAACUUCCUAGAUUGUUAAAUAAAAUAAAUUAUAAUAAACUGUUAA
Arvicola amphibius (Eurasian water vole) is the source of this 681-nucleotide messenger RNA. It is a transcript of the gene Eloc, whose product is annotated as elongin C. Gene Ontology annotation, cellular component: elongin complex. The transcript is spliced from 4 exons. The record is from RefSeq and is a predicted model, not a curated record. Gene Ontology annotation, biological process: ubiquitin-dependent protein catabolic process. The coding region runs from base 316 to 654 and encodes 112 amino acids. Gene Ontology annotation, molecular function: protein-macromolecule adaptor activity. Lineage: Eukaryota; Metazoa; Chordata; Mammalia; Rodentia; Cricetidae.